AUGGGAACUUUCACUGGUCACUUUGUGCCGGGAAUGGCAUUCUCUCUUCUCGGCCUCUGGCAUACCAUCAAAACAAUUGCCUCCAAAAAGUUUGCCGGAAACGCCGGUUUUCAGUCCCGGACAUGGCACCCUCUGGGCGGUCAGCUCUCCGUCCUCAGGCACUUGGAGCUCCUCCUCCUCUUCUGCUUCUCUAUCUUCGCCAUGGCCACCCAGCUGCUCGACCACGGCUUGCUGCACCUUUCCCGCAGGCCUGAUAGCUUCGAGCACGCCACCAUGUUCUUCCACCUCGCCGUCUACGCGUGUGCCGCACUAGCAGCCGAUCGAGCCCGUGAGCAUGCCGAGGCGCUGGGGGGGUUUGUCGGUGUGCUUGCGGCCAACGUCUUCGCUCAGGAGUUCUUCCUGCUGCGCUGCCACUCCACCGACCACGUCGGCGUAGAGGGCCAUUACCACUGGCUGCUUCAGCUCCUUGUGUUCGUCUGCCUCCUCUCCAGCUUGACCGCUGCCCUCUCACCGGGCUGCUUCCCUGCUGCUCUUGUCCGGGCCAUGGCGGUGACGCUCCAAGGCGUGUGGUUCAUCGUCAUGGCGUUCGCUCUGUGGAUGCCCAGGCUUAUUGCCGAAGGUUGCCACCCGACAGACACUGCUGGCGAUGUUGGCACUCACGGAGCAGUCACCUGCGAGACGGCGGAGGCCGACGCGUGGGCCAGGGUGUUGGGUAACUUGCAGUUCAGCUGGGCUAUCGCUGGAGUUUCCAUCCUCACUGCAGUCCUCUGCCUGAGGCACGGCAGGGAUCCAACGGAGUAUCGGCGACUAGUCCCGGGAACUGCGGACGUGCUGCAUCUAAAUCCGGCGAGGGAGGAAGACUCGAAGCAAGUGGGGGUGUAG
Spirodela intermedia is the source of this 882-nucleotide messenger RNA. NCBI's taxonomy places the organism in Eukaryota, Viridiplantae, Streptophyta, Magnoliopsida, Alismatales, Araceae. The record is from the annotation of a GenBank genome assembly.